AUGGAAUCCGGUGCUACCUCUCCCGCGCCGCCUACCCCGGUCCACACCAUCACGGCGAAGAACCCCAAGGCCGCAGCUGCCAUGGCGAACGACAUGAACAUUGUGCGCAGGAAGCUCACAGGCUACGUUGGUUUUGCGAACCUGCCCAACCAGUGGCACCGUAAGAGUGUGCGCAAAGGGUUCAACUUCAACGUCAUGGUUGUCGGCGAGUCUGGACUCGGAAAGUCAACCCUCGUAAACACACUCUUCAACACUUCGCUGUACCCUCCCAAGGAGCGCAAGCCCCCGAGUCUCGACAUUUCCAAGACCGUUUCGAUACAGUCCAUCAGCGCCGACAUCGAGGAAAACGGUGUUCGUCUGAGAUUAACAGUCGUUGACACACCUGGCUUUGGCGACUUCAUCAACAACGAUGAGUCGUGGGAUCCAAUUGUCAAGAACAUUGAGCAGCGGUUCGAUGCCUACUUGGACGCUGAGAACAAGGUCAACCGCAUGAACAUUGUCGACAACCGCAUCCACGCCGUUGUUUACUUCAUCCAGCCUACUGGCCACUCCCUGAAGCCCAUCGACAUUGAGGUGAUGAAGAAGCUUCACACCAAGGUCAACCUCAUUCCUGUCAUUGCCAAGGCCGACACCGUUACUGACGAUGAAAUCGACAACUACAAGAAGAGGAUUCUUGCAGAUAUCGCCUACCACAAGAUCCAGAUCUUCGAGGGACCACGGUAUGAGCUUGACGACGAGGAGACAAUUGCCGAGAACCAGGAGAUCAUGGCCAAGGUUCCCUUCGCCGUUGUCGGAUCCAACACCGAGGUCACGACCGUCGAUGGCCGCAAGGUUCGCGGGCGUGCGCUGCCCUGGGGUGUUGUUGAGGUUGACAACGAGGAGCACUGCGACUUCGUCAAGCUACGACAGAUGCUCAUCCGCACGCACAUGGAAGAGCUCAAGGAGAACACCAACAAUGCUCUGUACGAGAACUACCGUUCCGAGAAACUUGCACAGAUGGGCAUCCAGCAAGACUCCAGCGUGUUCAAGGAGGUCAACCCUGCUGUCAAGCAAGAGGAGGAGCGCUCGCUGCACGAGGCCAAGCUCCAGAAGAUGGAGAUGGAGAUGAAGAUGGUGUUCCAGCAAAAGGUGCAGGAGAAGGAGAGCAAGCUGCGCCAGAGCGAAGAGGAGCUGUACGCCCGUCACAAGGAGAUGAAGGACCAGCUAGACCGACAACGACAAGAGCUCGAAGAGAAGAAGGCCCGUAUCGAGUCUGGCAGGCCGAUCGAAGAGAAGGGCAAGAGAAAGGGCUUCUCCCUCCGCUAA
Messenger RNA from Alternaria arborescens, 1305 nucleotides. Its product is annotated as Cell division control protein 3. Gene Ontology annotation, cellular component: cell division site; microtubule cytoskeleton; septin ring. The coding region runs from base 1 to 1305 and encodes 434 amino acids. The transcript has 5 exons. NCBI's taxonomy places the organism in Eukaryota, Fungi, Ascomycota, Dothideomycetes, Pleosporales, Pleosporaceae. The record is from RefSeq and is a predicted model, not a curated record. Gene Ontology annotation, molecular function: GTPase activity; molecular adaptor activity; GTP binding. Gene Ontology annotation, biological process: cytoskeleton-dependent cytokinesis.